Molecule: messenger RNA, 2957 nt
Organism: Leopardus geoffroyi (Geoffroy's cat)
Lineage: Eukaryota; Metazoa; Chordata; Mammalia; Carnivora; Felidae
Gene: MAP4K2
Product: mitogen-activated protein kinase kinase kinase kinase 2
Exons: 32
Coding region: 84-2546 (820 amino acids)
Biological process (GO): protein phosphorylation
Molecular function (GO): ATP binding; MAP kinase kinase kinase kinase activity
Source: RefSeq, a predicted model, not a curated record
ACCCCGCCCCGCGCCGCCCCGCGCCGGCUCCGCGGCUCCGCAGCUCACGACCGCCCGCCCGCCGGCCCGCCCGGCGCCGGGCAAUGGCGCUGCUGCGGGACGUGUCGCUGCAGGAUCCGCGGGACCGCUUCGAGCUGCUGCAGCGCGUGGGGGCCGGGACCUAUGGCGACGUCUACAAGGCCCGAGACACGGUCACGUCCGAACUGGCCGCGGUCAAGAUAGUCAAGGUAGACCCAGGGGACGACACCAGCUCCCUCCAGCAGGAAAUCACCAUCCUGCGUGAGUGCCGUCACCCCAAUGUGGUGGCCUACAUUGGCAGCUACCUCAGGAAUGACCGCUUGUGGAUCUGCAUGGAGUUCUGCGGAGGGGGGUCCCUGCAGGAGAUAUACCACGCCACCGGGCCCCUGGAGGAACGACAGAUUGCCUAUGUCUGCCGGGAGGCACUGAAGGGGCUACACCACUUGCAUUCUCAGGGGAAGAUCCACAGAGACAUCAAGGGAGCCAAUCUUCUCCUCACCCUCCAGGGAGAUGUCAAGCUGGCCGACUUUGGGGUGGCAGGCGAGCUGACGGCAUCUGUGGCUAAGAGGAGAUCUUUCAUUGGGACUCCUUACUGGAUGGCCCCGGAGGUGGCCGCCGUGGAACGCAAAGGAGGCUACAACGAGCUAUGUGAUGUCUGGGCCCUGGGCAUCACCGCCAUCGAGCUGGGCGAGCUGCAGCCCCCUCUUUUCCAUCUGCACCCCAUGAGGGCCCUGAUGCUCAUGUCGAAGAGUAGCUUCCAGCCGCCCAGGCUGCGAGACAAGACUCGCUGGACCCAGAACUUCCACCACUUCCUCAAGCUAGCCUUGACCAAGAACCCCAAGAAGAGGCCAACGGCAGAGAAGCUUCUGCAGCACCCAUUCACAACCCAGCAGCUCCCUCGGGCUCUGCUCACACAGCUGCUGGACAAAGCCAAUGACCCCCACCUCGGAACCCCUUCCCCUGAGGACUGUGAUCUCGAGGCUUAUGACGUGUUUCCAGACACCAUUCACUCCCGGGGUCAGCACGGCCCGGCCGAGAGGACCCCCUCAGAGAUCCAGUUUCACCAGGUGAAAUUUGGUGCCCCGCGCAGGAAGGAAACGGACCCACUGAACGAGCCGUGGGAGGAGGAGUGGACGCUGCUGGGAAAGGAGGAGCUGAGUGGGAGCCUGCUACAGUCAGUCGAGGAGGCCCUGGAGGAAAGGAGUCUGACCAUCCGGCCAGCCUCAGAACUCCAGGAGCUGGACUCCCCAGACGAUGCCAUGGGAACCAUCAAGCGGGCCCCCUUCUUGGGGCCACCCCCUGCUGAGCCUCCAGCUGAAGACCCUCUGUCCAGCCCCCUGGGAACCCCACCCCCACCUCUCCCAGGCCCUAACAGCCCCCCACUGCUCCCCACUGCCUGGGCCACCAUGAAGCACAGGGAUGAUCCUGAGAGAUCAUCCUGCCACGGGCUCCCCCCCACCCCCAAGGUGCAUAUGGGCGCCUGCUUCUCCAAGGUCUUCAAUGGCUGCCCCCUGCGGAUCCACGCUGCUGUCACCUGGAUUCACCCUGUCACCCGCGACCAAUUUCUGGUGGUGGGGGCCGAGGAAGGCAUCUACACCCUCAACCUGCACGAACUGCACGAGGACACACUGGAGAAGCUGAUCUCGCACCGCUGCACCUGGCUCUACUGCGUGAACAACGUGCUGCUGUCACUCUCAGGGAAAUCCACGCACAUCUGGGCGCAUGACCUCCCGGGCCUGUUUGAGCAGCGACGACUACAGCAACAGGUUCCCCUCUCCAUCCCCACCAACCGUCUCACGCAGCGCAUCAUCCCCAGGCGCUUUGCCCUGUCCACCAAGAUCCCAGACACCAAAGGCUGCCUGCAGUGUCGUGUGGUGCGGAACCCCUACACGGGCAGCACCUUCCUGCUGGCCGCCCUGCCCGCCAGCCUGCUCCUGCUGCAGUGGUACGAGCCGCUGCAGAAGUUCCUGCUGCUGAAGAACUUCUCCAGCCCCUUGCCCAGCCCGGCGGGGAUGCUGGAGCCACUGGUACUGGAUGGGAAGGAGCUGCCGCAGGUGUGUGUGGGGGCUGAGGGCCCCGAGGGGCCCGGCUGCCGAGUUCUGUUCCAUGUCCUGCCCCUGGAGGCCGGUCUGACGCCUGACGUCCUCAUACCACCUGAGGGGCUCCCGGGCACAGCCCAGCAGGUGAUCCAGGUGGACAGGGACACAGUCCUAGUCUGCUUUGACCGCUGCGUGAGGAUUGUCAACCUGCUGGGUGAGCCCACGGCCACACUGGCGCCUGUGCUAACCUUUGACUUCCCCAUUGAGACUGUGGUGUGCCUGCAGGACAGCGUGCUGGCCUUCUGGAGCCACGGUAUGCAAGGCCGAAGCCUGGACACCAACGAGGUGACUCAGGAGAUCACAGACGAGACAAGGAUCUUUCGAGUGCUCGGGGCCCACAGAGAUAUCAUCCUUGAGAGCAUUCCCACGGACAACCCAGGGGCUCACAGCAACCUCUACAUCCUCACGGGCCAUCAGAGCAGUUACUGAGAGGGUCAGGUCUGGCCGGUGGCAUUCUGCUGUCCUGCCCCCAGGCCUUAGCGGCAUUCCCCUUUAGGCAGUGGCGCCUCCCGGAUCCGAGAGGCCCAGGCUCUGCUGGUCUGAAGGGCAGAAAUAAUUCUGAGAAGAGUUUCGGGGCUGUGGAGGGGAGGGGAGCCCACCCCAGGCCCCUGCGAUAACUGGACCAGAGGAAGCUGCUGUCCCCUCCCCUACCCCCGUGGGCAACCCGGGCCCUGUGACAAGGGCCCCGGGCAGGGUGGGAGCAGGCCCGGGCGAUCCAUUCCAUUUUGUUCCACGUUUCUUUUCCAUUCUUCUUGCCAAGAGCCUGCCCCUGCCCCCUGUCCUGGGGAACAUGGUAUUUAAAAGAGAGACUAUAUUGGUAUUAAAGCUGGUUUGAUUUUA